Messenger RNA from Vanrija pseudolonga, 1690 nucleotides. Its product is annotated as Monoterpene epsilon-lactone hydrolase. The transcript is spliced from 4 exons. Lineage: Eukaryota; Fungi; Basidiomycota; Tremellomycetes; Trichosporonales; Trichosporonaceae. Gene Ontology annotation, molecular function: lipase activity. The coding region runs from base 329 to 1537 and encodes 402 amino acids. The record is from RefSeq and is a predicted model, not a curated record.
UCAAGCUAGAGCCACUCUCACACGCCCUCGCGACCGGCCCACGAGCCACGACGGGUUGCUCAAAAAAGCACAGACGACUUGGCCCCCCGAGACUUGUGCCCUCGGUCGUCAUCCACUCCAACAAUAGCAGCAAAGCACCACCCACCCGCCCACCUCUUUCAUCAUCACUACAAUCUCCAUCAUUCCGCGCCACUCGUAGUAGACCGACGACAGCCAGCGACAGGCCACGACGGCCCCACCCUCCCGCUUCCCCUUCCUACUUAUCGUGCACGCCACGCCACCGACCACCAUUCUCUCAUUCACAAACCUCUCCAUCUCGACCCGCGCAAUGACUGGCGUCUCACCAUUCCGCGAGGUCGCAGACCCAGACGCUCCAAACGGCUCGGCGUUUGAAAAGCUCUUCCUCGUCGGCCUCGCCACCGUCCUGCCCACCACGACCCCCUUCUACGCCGUCAAGUACCUCGCGACCUCGGCGCCAAAGCGCACCAGCCUGAGGCAGUACCUCUCGAUGCAGUACAUGCGUCUCCUGCUCUCGUCCAACCCCGUCCUCGGCACGCCGGAGAGCUGGAGCGCGGCAAGCUCGUCGCCCAAGGCUGGCUUUGCAAACAACCUCGUGUACGGCAACUCGCUCCAGGUCAACACGGUCGAGGUCAUCAAGGUGCCCCCCGUCCCCGCCGUCGACCUCGUCCAGCACGCCGCGCUGCCCCCAGCCGCCAACGGCAAGGUCCAGCCCGUCGAGCGCCCAGGCUUCAUCAUCUCGCCCAAGACGGCCCUCGGCAAGGGCACGGAGAAGGCCCAGCCCGGAGAGCAAAUCACACUCUACAUUCACGGAGGCGCCUACGUGAUCGGCCACCCUGUCGCCGACCCCUUUGUGUGGAAGGUGGCGCGCGAUACGAACCGCCGUGUGUUUGCCCUGCAAUACCGCAAGUCGACCACGCCCGAGACGGCAUGGCCUGCCCCUCUGAUCGACGCCCUCUCGGCAUGGAAGUACAUCACUGAGGAGCUCGAGUUCCCGGCCUCGUCGGUGCAGGUCAUGGGCUGCAGCGCGGGUGGCCACCUGACGCUCGCGCUCGCGCAGCAGCUGCAUGCUACGUCGCAGGACCUGCCUGGCUCACUCACCCUCGUGUCGCCAUGGGUCGACUUGACACUGUCGUUCCCGUCGAUCCAGCACCGCCCGAUCGACUUUUUGACAGCCGACUGGCUCAAGACGCCCAUCAAGAGUCUGACGCGCUACUACACGCCCGAGGCCGUCCGCGGCCCCUUCUUCUCCCCCACGCUCGCGCCAGCAGGCUACUGGAAGUUCCUCGAGAAGACGCCCGUGUUCGUCAAUGUCGGCGAGAUCGAGGGCUUCAUCGACGAGGUCAAUGCCUUUGUCGAGCGCAUCAAGAGUGACGACGUGCCGGUCACCGUCAACAUUGAUCGCGACGGUAUCCACGCCGGCCCGUCCCUUCCCUUCAUGCCUGCAUACCACUUUGACGACUUUGUCGCCGGCAUGCGCAACCAGUUUGAUCUCAUGAAGACGUCAACGUCGCACUGAGUGCAGAGAGAGAGUGAGAGUACCACCAAUACCAUCAUUACCACCGGCGAGACCUAUACAUUGUCAUCGCCGCUGUCUCGACCUAGUUACCCAUCUUGGCAUGUAGAGUAGUAGAUUGUCAGCCUUAGUACCAUGCAUCGUCCAUUUGUAUGA